CGCAAAAACUCAAAGACGCAUGAUCAAUUUUCUCUGUCCUUAUCCUUUAUAGAGAUUUACUCGGCCAUAUAGCAAAUAUCGAUUAUAAAAUAGGGCACGGGUCUGUUAUCGCUCAAAAUGAGGUGUUCAGUUGAUAUUUGAUUUGGGAUAAGAUGUUGGGGAAGGCCGUGUUAUGUUUGACCUUACAUUUGUAUAGUGUCGUAGCGCAGAAUGACUGCACGGACCUACGAGGGAGGUUGAUAAGCCACGGGCUGCACUACGUGCCAGGGCCGGACACCUGUACGCUAUGCGUGUGCGACAACGGCGGGCCCAAGGCUUGCAAGGCCGUGCUGUGCUCGCCCCCGCAGGAUUGCCGCUCAUUUCGCGUCGGCAACACCUGUUGCGAGUUCAUCUGCUUAGACGAUGUGGUGAAGCCAGCAGACGGGUCGGAGAGCAGCCUACGACUGGCGGCCGGGGGAGCAGUAGCCGUCGCCCUGCUCACGGUCGCCCUGGUGGUGUAUCGCGUGAGGAGGCAGAAGAUAAGGAGGCCGCCGCGAGCUGAUGACCAGAGGAGUCUCACUAGCAUUGGAUACAUCAGCGGCAGUAUGGGUUACAUGGGCGGCACUUGCGAAACGGCCCUAGCGGGCUGGAAACCUCAUGGCAACUAUUUACCUCGUGGCGAGGCACCGCCGCCAUAUGACGAAGCUAUCGCGCAGUGCUCCGACGGCAUGAGAAUGAACACUGAAACGCCGUUCCAUCGGACCUACCCAACCAACCUGGAGACCAUGGUCCGACCUGAUGAGGCCAUGCAAUGUACCGGACACGCCUACAUCAACAUACCGCGGCCUGUGCAACAGAUGCCGAACCCGCAAAACUGCUUCGCUGCGCCGCUUCUACAGCCCCAUCCUGAACAGCGAGAGCCGGUUAUGCACCACCCAUUGGUGCCCAACAUGGUCGGGUUCCCGAGUGCGAUCCGGCUGACAGGCUCCCUCGGCGCCAUCAGCCACCGCGGCCUCAGCGUGCUGCAGCGCGAGCCCGAGCCGGAGCGCCCCCACAACGUGCCAGGGUUCUAUACCAGCCCCGCCAACACCUCGCUACACCGCACAAUUCCGCGCAUCUCCACCGCGAUCGACACAACCAUCCUCGACACGUCCAUAGCCGGCUUCAUCCGCUGCGAUCGCUCGCUACACAGCGAGAUUCGUCGCUCAUUCCACAAACCCAGCGAGCGAGCUAUGGCGGACACCGGGCGGAGUAUGCCAAGGAAUCUCAACCUGGCUUCUAGCGGGGGCUCAAGAGCCCACAGCGAAGAGCACAACGUGGGUGGGAUCGAACCGAAACCUCUGAAGGCGGCAGGAAAACCGACCGCAGACGUUACUGGACCACAGACCACACUGCCGCUCACAGUUGAUAAGCCGUCGUGCGUUUGCAGUUACUCGAGCGGCGCGCCGGACGGCGAACCGGACGGGCCGGACGACUACCGCAGCGAGUGUGAGAAUUGCAAGUCCGCUACCAGCUCAAGAUGGGUAUUAGACCCCGACUGGCGAGACGAGGCCGACGAGGGCACGCAAACGCUGCAGCGCCGCGCGCCGCCGCCCGCGCCGCCGCCGCCCGCCACCGCCACGCUGCCGCAACCCGUCACUAAGCAACGACCAACGGGAGGCCCACAAUCCAACUGGGAGAACUGGUUCAACACAAUACCUGACUCCGAUACUGAAUCCGAAGAAGAGUGAACUGUUUACUAUUAACUUUUAAUUUGGACUUGUAUGUGCAACAAGGUAAGUCUUAUCAGUUUACAGUGGAUAAAUAUGCAAUAAGUAUUACCAUGGACUUGUAAUUCAAGUGUAAAGAUUUUGAGCACAACACUUUUCGUUGUUUGCAACACUCGCGACAUCUAGUGUCAAGCAGCUCUAGAUUUUUAGCGGUACUAGUAAAUCCGCCACUUAGUCCUAGUGCAGUUGCUAAAAUAAACAGCAUUUUGUUUACAAGUCAGGGACUGGAAACCCGUUAAUUUGUCUUACCCGGUCGAAUGGGUAACCCCUUCAGAUAAGAUAGUUUGGGUAACCCGUCCAUCGGGUUACCCACACAAUAGUGAUAACACCCGUAACUUAACCUAAUCGUAGCCAGGGGUUACCGCUUACAGGAGAUUUUUGGCUUUAUCUUGCGUGGACUAACCUUGUAAACCUUAUCGCUCAGCGCUAACACGAUUUAAAUAAAAUAGGUUAAACUUAAUCACAUGGUAUAUGUAGUAUUUGGAACAUUGUUUAAAAAUAUGGGUUUUUGACAGCUAAGGUUAAAUAAAAAGCACGUAAUACCUAUGUGUAUUAUAACGGGUAUAUUAUAGCUGUUUAAGAAUGAAUUGGUCUAUGGUAUUACUAAUCUGCUAGCAUUAGUAUCAUUUUCGCUCUCUCCACACAUCUCGCGUAAUUUCAAAUUGGUUUGCGCGCGAGAACGCAACGCUUUCGCGUAACUUUUCUCGAAUUACGAACAUUCUGUAUACGCUUUAUAAAAUUACAAUUUAACCCCUACGCGUACAAUAUGACCGUUUAUGCUCGAAUCCAUUCCGUUAAAUUAACAAAUUAAUUAUUUAUUUCUCCUAUAAAUAAAGUCAGGAAGGGAAAACUGAAAUCUUGUAAAAACAAACGAGAGUCCUGUGGCCCAUUUCUCGAAGCUACAAGUUACAAUUUACAAGUGGUAGUCAUGUCUUAUAUGGUAAGUUGAAAAGAGACUUCCGCUUGUAACUUGUAACCUUCAGCUUUCGGAAAUGGGCCACCGUUAUACGAAUUUCAGAGAGAUAUUUGCUUCUGUUACAUGAUAUGUACGAGUAUGUACAAGCCUUCCUGAAAUGGGCUACGAGAUAGUCCUAUGAAAAAAAAAACAAGUCUUCUAAUUAUCGGGCACUUUUGGUAUCGUUUAAUUUAUAAACCAUCCAUCCAACCAUCUUUAACGUGCCAAGAAUGGUAACCACAGUAGCUAAGCUGUGAUUUCCGUGCUCUCUGUCACUCUUUCUUACUUGUUCUCUUGUUCAAAGUCAAUAACUGUGAAAAUGGGUCACAAUCACAAGGUAAGAUCUCUGUACAAAGUCACCAAUUUUCAUUGUUCUUGUGUGUAUCUGCGCUAAGAACCAUUACAGUGCAGGCUAUUCGAAGCUAUGAAAAUCGACAAUUUAUAGUCUCACACUGUCAGGAUACGUGAUAGUUAGUACCUAUGCAUUUGUUUCGACUAUUUCAUUUUCAAUGAUAAUAUUUCAAAACAUUUCCAAAUAGUCUUCAGGAUCAGCGGUAUCCACGCGAUCGCAUAUCCAGUUUAGGUAUAAAGUAAAUUUUAAGUAAAGACUUCUCUAAAAACUGCCGAUCAGAAUAUUAUAUUACUA
Leguminivora glycinivorella is the source of this 3349-nucleotide messenger RNA. RefSeq lists its product as uncharacterized. The transcript is spliced from 12 exons. Lineage: Eukaryota; Metazoa; Arthropoda; Insecta; Lepidoptera; Tortricidae. Gene Ontology annotation, molecular function: protein binding. Gene Ontology annotation, cellular component: membrane. The record is from RefSeq and is a predicted model, not a curated record. Bases 153 to 1709 code for a protein of 518 amino acids.